ACCGCCCCUGUUGCUUCUCCUCUUUCCCAGACUCUUCUGUUCUCUGCGCGUAGCUGAAGCACAGAAGGCCCCAGGAUGGAUUUCCAGCAUCGCCCUGGAGGUAAAACUGGAAGCGGAGGCGUGGCCUCUGCCUCCGAGAGCAACCGGGACCGCAGGGAGAGGCUGAGGCAGCUGGCCCUGGAAACCAUCGACAUCAACAAGGACCCUUACUUCAUGAAAAACCACCUGGGCUCCUAUGAGUGCAAGCUCUGCCUGACCCUGCACAACAAUGAGGGCAGUUACUUAGCUCAUACCCAGGGCAAGAAGCACCAAACCAACCUGGCCCGGAGAGCUGCCAAGGAGGCCAAGGAGGCUCCUGCCCAGCCUGCCCCCGAGAAGGUCAAGGUGGAGGUGAAGAAGUUUGUGAAGAUUGGCCGCCCAGGCUACAAGGUGACCAAACAGAGAGAUCCUGAGACAGGCCAGCAGAGCCUCCUCUUCCAGAUUGACUACCCAGAGAUAGCAGAGAGCAUCAUGCCCAGGCACCGCUUCAUGUCUGCCUACGAGCAGCGCAUCGAGCCGCCGGACCGGCGCUGGCAGUACCUGCUGAUGGCAGCUGAGCCCUACGAGACCAUCGCCUUCAAGGUGCCCAGCAGGGAGAUCGACAAAGCAGAAGGCAAGUUUUGGACCCACUGGAACAGGGAAACCAAACAGUUCUUCCUGCAGUUCCACUUCAAGAUGGAGAAGCCUCCGGCGCCGCCGAACCUGCCGCCGGGGCCGCCCGCGGUCAAGCGCCCUCCGCCGCCGCCGCUGCUCAACGGCCUGCCGCCGCGGCCGCCGCUGCCGGACUCCCUGCCGCCGCCUCCCCCCGGAGGCAUGGCCCUGCCUCCUAUGCCUCCCUCGGGCCCGGUGCCGCCGCCCCCGGUGCCGCCCCAGCUGCCGCCGGCCCCCGGCGUGCCGCCGCCCGCGCCGCUGCCGCCCAUGCUGAGGCCUCCGCUGCCCGCGGAGGGCCCGGGCACCAUCCCCCCUCCUCCUCCCUCCAACUGAAGCCCCUCCUGGACUUGCUCC
This is a messenger RNA of Dryobates pubescens (Downy woodpecker), 1044 nucleotides long. It is a transcript of the gene SF3A2, whose product is annotated as splicing factor 3a subunit 2. Lineage: Eukaryota; Metazoa; Chordata; Aves; Piciformes; Picidae. Bases 76 to 1023 code for a protein of 315 amino acids. The record is from RefSeq and is a predicted model, not a curated record. Gene Ontology annotation, biological process: spliceosomal complex assembly. Gene Ontology annotation, cellular component: nucleus; U2 snRNP; U2-type prespliceosome. The transcript has 8 exons. Gene Ontology annotation, molecular function: nucleic acid binding; zinc ion binding.